AUGGAGCUUGGAUUUGUAAGAGUUCUUCUCGUAUUGACAACUCUUUUUCUCCAGAGAAUUUCCUGCUGGAGCGACGUCGAGUGCCUCAGGGAGUUCAAGAGCUCGUUCGGGGAUCCCAUGCGCUUCCUCGACUCGUGGGUCUUCCCGCCGACAUCUAACAUCUGCAACUUCGCCGGGAUCACUUGCCUCCACCCGAACGAUUCCAGUGUGUAUAGCAUCUCUCUGCCAGCAUCCGGGUUCACGGGGGAAUUUCCUCGAGGCCUGGACAAGUGCUCCAGCCUCACGUACCUCGAUCUCUCACAGAACGAGCUCAGCGGCAGCAUUCCACCCAACGUUUGCAGCAUUCUUCCAUACCUGGUGGCCUUCGACAUCCACGAGAAUUCCUUCUCGGGAUCCAUCGAUACCUCCUUCAACAAUUGCACCUAUCUCAACAAUCUCGACCUGAGCGAGAACAGAUUCUCGGGACCCAUUCCCGGACAGAUUGGAGUUCUUCCGCGGCUAACCAAGUUUGACGUCUCCAACAACCAGUUCUCGGGGCCAAUUCCAUCAUCUUUAACCACGUUUGACUCUAGCGUCUUCGCCAGCAAUCCAGUACUGUGCGGUCAGCCUCUACGUAACGAAUGCCCACGCAGGAGCUGGCAAUCCGAGGUGCUGGAGGCUAUCCGAGGGUCCUCUCCAAUUCUCAUAUUCUCCAACAGAGUUUUCCAAAGACUUUGCUACGUGAGAUCCACGCCGUUGAAAAUUGCGCAACACCUGCCGUGGAUUCCUAGCCUUGACCGAAGAACGCAAUCUAGGCCGUCCGUGCGCAUUUUUCAUGGAAUUGGCUAUGGCGGCCCCAGAGCACACGCUAGGAUAAUGCAAAGGGAGAGAAGGCGGCAGGGCUAG
This is a messenger RNA of Selaginella moellendorffii, 885 nucleotides long. RefSeq names its product probable inactive receptor kinase At1g27190. Gene Ontology annotation, molecular function: protein binding. NCBI's taxonomy places the organism in Eukaryota, Viridiplantae, Streptophyta, Lycopodiopsida, Selaginellales, Selaginellaceae. The record is from RefSeq and is a predicted model, not a curated record. The coding region runs from base 1 to 885 and encodes 294 amino acids. The transcript has 2 exons.